UCCACGUCGCAUCCGAUUAGUUUGGCUCGCCAACUCAAGUUGUCCGAGGUGGCACCGUAUAAUUUCUCUCGCCUACGAAUUACGAAUUUGCUUCCUCUCCUUUCCCUUUUUCCCGUCUCUCUCCUUUUCUAUCAUUUCUCCGGCUCUCCAUCUCUCUUCUUCGAUCUCUCUCUUGCUAAAGUCUACAAUUUCUUCUGCUGCCAUCGCCGGGGCGCCAUUCGAAUUGCCGUCAGUUAUCCGGAUCCGCGGUCUUGUUCGAUUGAUCAAUUGCAGGAACCGGAAACUUGAAGCUUGCUGUCGGGCGGUGUUGACGAAAAAUAUAAAAAGCUAGGGUUUCGAUGCCACUGCGGAAAUGGUUGGGCCCUCGGUUCGUCCCUUGGAUUAGGGUUUAGGUAAGUGGAGUGGUAGCGCUGGGUGUUUUCAUAAAGGGCCGGGUUAUUGAUGGUACUCGAAGGUGAAAAUGCAAGGCUAUGCAUGGACGGGAAGGUGAGGAGAGGAAAAGGGCUCGGCACAUGUGGACAGAUCCCGCCCCUGCCAAUUCGGUUGUAGCGGGUGAUGUUUCUUUGUCUUCUCCGAUUCCUAAUUCGUUUUACAAGGACGGGCGAAAAAUCUGUGUUGGGGACUGUGCUCUGUUCAAACCAUCAGAGGAGUCGCCUCCUUUCAUUGGAAUAAUCCGUUGUGUCAAAACCAAUAAAGAUAAUAACCCAACUUUAGGUGUGAAUUGGCUUUAUCGACCUUCUGAAAUAAAGCUUGGCAAAAGCAUCCUAUUGGACGCUGCGCCAAACGAAAUAUUUUACUCCUUUCACAAGGAUGAAAUAUCUGCCGCAUCGCUACUCCAUCCGUGUAAAAUUUCCUUCCUUCCUAAAGGUGCCGAGCUUGCAUCGGGGAUUUCUUCAUUUGUUUGCCGUCGUGUUUACGACAUUCGAAACAAGUGCUUAUGGUGGUUAACUGAUCAAGAUUAUAUUGAUGAACAUCAAGAAGAAGUAGAUCAACUAUUGUAUAAGACACGCUUAGAAAUGCAUGCAACAGUACAGUCCGGAGGGCAUUCGCCAAAGCCAAUGAAUGGUCCAAAUGCAACAUCACAGUCAAAACCUGGUUCAGAUAGCGUGCAGAAUAGUGGUUCAUCCUUUCCUUCUCAAGUUAAGGGAAGGAAAAGGGAGCGGGGAGAGCGUGGAGAUCCAGGGCUAGAGCCUCUCAAACGAGAUCGUUCUGCAAAACUGGAUGAUGGGGAUUCUGCUAACUCAAGAGCGGAGAACCCCUGGAAAUCAGAGAUUAGUAAAUUGAAGGAUAAAGGUGGUCUUGUGGAUUUUGAUGCUGUUGAGAAAUUGGUGCAACUUAUGCUACCUGAUAGAAAUGAGAAGAAGAUAGAUUUGGUUGGCCGGUCUGUUAUGGCUGGUGUAGUAGCAGCAACAGAUAAGUUUGAUUGCCUUAAUUGGUUUGUUCAGCUGAGAGGGUUACCAGUAUUUGAUGAGUGGAUACAGGAGGCCCAUAAAGGAAAGAUUGGUGAUGGUAAUACUCCCAAGGACGGUGACAAAUCAGUAGAAGAGUUUCUCUCUGUCUUACUUCGUGCUCUUGAAAAACUCCCUGUGGAUCUCCAUGCUUUACAAACAUGUAACAUUGGAAAGUCUGUCAAUCAACUCCGUUCCCACAAGAACACAGAAAUUCAGAAGAAGGCAAAGAGUUUAGUCGACACUUGGAAAAAACGUGUGGAGGCUGAAAUGGAUGCAAAAUCUGGGUCAAACCAGGGUGUCACUUGGGCUACCAGAUCGCGUCUUCCGGAUGCUUCCCAUGGUGGGAGCAGACAUACUGGUGUGGUCUCUGAGGUGGCAUUGAAGAGCUCUACUAAUCAACUUUCUUGUUUGAAAGUGUUACCGGCUAAGCUUGCCCCUGGAGAGGCUAUUCCUAGGUCAGCAUCUGGAUCUCCGGGGUCCAGUAAAUUAACCCCAGUUCACGUGCCUGGGGUUGGUAUUGUUAAAGACGGACAGGCUAGAUAUGGUGGCAGUGGUGGUGGGUCUGAUGCUUCUCCAACUAUGGCUAGAGAUGAGAAAAGCAGCAGUUCUAGCCAGUCGCACAAUAAUAGUCAAACUGUUUCUGGUGACCAAACAAAUAAUGUUGGAUUUUCUGGGAAGGAGGACACAAGGAGCUCUGGUUCUAUGACCCCAACUAGGGUUGCUACUGGUUCUUCACGGCAUCGUAAGUCGAGCAAUGGCUUUCUGAGCCAAGCUGGGUCUGUGGCUCAGCGGGAAACUGGGACAUGUAGAAGUUCUCCAUUGCAAAAAAAUCCUGGUGCAGAAAAAUUCUCGCAAACAUGUUUGGUAAGUGAUAAGGUAACUGAUCUUCCAACAGCCGAGGCCAACAACCACAGAAUUGUCGUUAAGUUUCCUAACAGAGGGCGCAGUCCUGCCCAAAGUGCUAGUGGUGGAUCGUUCGAAGAUCCUUCAGCCGUGCAUAAUAGAUCUUGUUCUCCUACUCUUUCUGAAAAGCAGGACCAGCUUGAUUGCAAUUUGAAAGAUAAGAACGAUGCUUGCCAUGUUAAUGUCGGCUCAGAUGUCCAUACCGAGUCAUGGCAGAGCAAUGAUUUCAAAGAUGUGCUGACUGGGUCAGAUGAAGGAGAUGGUUCUCCUACAACCGCUCCGGAUGAUGAAAACAGUAGAGCAGGUGAAGAUACUAAGAAACUGUCAGAAGUCUCCAAAUCCAUAUCAUUGCCGUCUAGCAAUGAAAACAAGUCUGGAAAGUUACAUGAUGGUUCAUUUAGCUCCAUGAAUGCUUUGAUUGAAAGUUGUGUCAAGUACUCUGAUGCUAGUGCAUCGACGUCAGGAGCUGAUGAUGUUGGAAUGAACCUGCUUGCUAGUGUUGCUGCAGGGGUGACGUCUAAACCUGAUGCGGCUCCACAGUUUUAUCCACUUGCUGAUUCUAUGUUGCAGCCACGUCCAGCUGAUACUGCUACUCGUCAGUCAGGCGAUAAUGUGGGUGUUAUAACUGACAAGAAAGACAGUGGUGCUAAUACAUUAGAGACUAAGACAGAGCGUCCUCAAGAGAAAGCUCCUGAUGGGCCUGAGAAAGAUCCAACCUCCUGUGUUUUGGAGGCCGAACAAACUCGAGAGACGGGCAAGGAAAAGAAAGAUAAAGCUACUGGAGCCUUAAGGGGACCUUUUGUUGGUGUGCCUGCUGUGAACGGCAUAGAAAAGAAAUUGGGCGAUGGAGGCAAACAGCCAUGGAAGCUAGAUGCCAGUUGUAAAGUCGAAACAGAAGCAACAUCUGAUGGUAAAGAAAGAUCACUUGGCUCCUUUUCUGUGGAUACUAAGCUCAAUGUUACUGCCAUAGAAGUUAAGACUGGUGGAGUCCGAAGUCUGUCUCCACAUUCCGCCGUUGAUGCUGAGGGGAAGAACAAAAAAAAUAGUAAUGAGCUGUGGAACUUUGGUGUACAGGCAGAUCAGAAGCCACCUGCAGUAAUGCAUUCUGAUUCUGGUAAGAGAACUAAUAUUCAGGUGCUAAAUCCUUCUGUUGGCACACAGGAAAUGGUGACCACCAAAUGUCCCGAGGAAGUGAAAAAAGGAGAGGUUAAUGAUAUUACAGGCCGAAAUCCUUCCCCUGAAAAGCCAAAAACUGAUCAGCUCUGUAAAAUGGAUGAGGUUCAGGUGAAAACUGAAAUUCAUGGGGCUAAUGACCAGGAAAGUGGUUCUCAGGAUGAAUCUGGUGUACAAUUAGAUCGGAGAACGGGAUGUAGAGGAUCCAGGGAGAAAGGUGCUGAAGUUGAUGACGCAGAGGAAAGCUGUUCAGCUGCAGCAGAUGCUUCGUUAGCUGUUACUGGCAGCCAAGAAAAUGAAGCAAAAAUGGUAUUUGAUCUAAACGAGGGACUUAACGGCGAUGAUGCGAAGUACAUUGAGCCAUCCAUUGUAAAAGUUGCUAGAACUUCUUCUGCUUCUAUUCCACUGAUUAGUCCAUUACCUUUGCAAGCUUCUCACUCCAGUAGUCUCCCUGCUUCAAUUACCGUGGCUGCUGCUGCUAAAGGUCCUUUUGUUCCACCAGAGGAUUUACUGAAGAAUAGAGGGGAACUUGGUUGGAGAGGAUCGGCUGCAACUAGUGCUUUUCGACCUGCUGAACCAAGAAAAACUGUUGAUAUUUAUGUACCUGGGGCAACACCCAAUGGCCCUUCUCCUGAUACUUCUUCGUCUGCUAAACCCAGCCGUCCUCUCUUUGAUUUUGACCUAAAUGUGGCUGAUGAAAUGGUACUUGAAGAUUUGGCUUCACGAGUUUCUGAUCAGGCUACCAGCUCUGUCCCUGACCUUGCAAGUAAUCAUCAUGUUGUGGCAAGUGAUGAACCGGUGGUGGCUUCAGUAUCUGUUCGAAGUUCUGGGGGACUUGAUCUUGACUUGAAUAAAAUGGACGAUGAUGAUGAUGUUGUCGGCAAUAAUCACUUGCCUAGCAAUGGGUGUAGGCUGGACAUUCAUUUCCACACAACAUUCAAAAUAUCAUCAGCAGCAGGUCUUCUCAAUGCUGCUGAUGCAGGCACCCGGCGAGACUUCGACUUGAAUGAUGGACCUCUUGCAGAGGAGGUAGGGAUUGUUGAGCCAUCAUCUUCAUUUGUCCAGCAAAUAAGGAAUAACAGCAUUGUAUCUCAGUCAGCAAUUCCUGCCCUUCGAGUCAACAAUAAAGAACUGGGUAAUUUUGCCUCUUGGUUUCCUCCUCAAGGGAACUAUCCAGGUGUAGCAACAAUUCAGCCAAUGUUGGCUGAUAGAGGAGGGGAACAACAGCCAUUCUCGAUAGUUGCACCUCAAAGAAUGGUACCUGCUGCCACUGUCAGCAAUACAUUUAGUCCUCCAGAUGUCUACAGAAGAGGACCAGUGUUGUCAUCUUCUCCUGCUGUGCCCUUUCCAUCUGCUCCAUUUCAGUACCCAGUUUUCAAUUUUGGAAACAACUUCCCUCUACCAUCAGCUGCAUUUUCGGGUGGUGCUACAGCAUAUGUCGACUCAGCAUCAGGUGGAAGACUUUGUUUUCCUGCUGUGCAUUCGCAGGUGUUGGCUCCUGGUGGUGGUGGGGUUCUUCCAUCACCCUAUCAUCCAAGGCCUGCUUAUGUUGUUAGCAUCCCAGAUGCAAGUAGUAGUAUGUCCAGUGAAAGCAGCAGUAGGAAGUGGGGAGGAAGGCAGGGACUAGACUUAAAUGCAGGGCCUUUGGGUGGUCUUGAUACUGCAGAAGGGAGAGAUGAAACACCAUCGUCAUCACUUGCUGCCUCAAGGCAACAGCAGCUGUCGCUGAACUCUAAUCAAACACUCGUUGAGGAGCAGCAAUCUAGAAUGUACCACCAGGUGUCAGGUGGCGGCAUUCUGAAAAGGAAGGAACCAGAUGGCGGAUGGGAUGGCUACAAGCACCAUCCAUCAUGGCAAUAGUGACAGCAGGGGUUGCUAGAGAAGUCAGUGAGGCUCCUGUUAUUUGGGCCAGCCGGGUUCGAGAGAUCACCCCUUUAAACUUGGAAUCUCGAAGAAAGAAGAUGGUGAGCCUUGUGGUGAGUCUCCAACUCCAAUCCUGCUGCUCCUGUGCCAAUUGUUUGUUAUAAAGGAGUAUCUCUUCUGCCAAUUGUUUGUUAUAUCUCUCUUCCUCCUGAGGUUUCUGGGCUGUUAGUUUGGAAUUUGUAGUGGGCAGCUGCAUUUCCUCCCCUUGUAGAUAUUUUUCUAACUUGCUGGAAGCUUUCUUCUCAGUCUGUGCAUGCUGCCGCCCGGGCAUUCCAAACGGCGCAACGGUGCUAAUCUAUUAUCCCGGGAUUACAUAUUCCAAAUAUUGAACAACUUAUAAUAAGGUGCGGAAGAGUUACUACGAGAUUAGAAAGCCAACCACAUUAUAGCACAUAUUGCUGUGGGCACAGUGCUAAUAAAUUAGUGUACAAACUGGACAAGCAAAUGCAGUAUCUUUUUAUACGAAAACAUACAGCUAGAUGUAAGAAGUAAACAUAAGACUGCAUCGAAUGGAGGUUUUGUGGAGGAAAAUAGUGAAUACAUCAAGGACGGAAUUGUUGAUAGUUCGGCUGUAGGAGUAAUUUGAAUAUUGAGUAACAAAAAGCAAGUUGGAACAA
Molecule: messenger RNA, 6067 nt
Organism: Linum tenue
Lineage: Eukaryota; Viridiplantae; Streptophyta; Magnoliopsida; Malpighiales; Linaceae
Source: the annotation of a GenBank genome assembly